Anthonomus grandis grandis is the source of this 2598-nucleotide messenger RNA. RefSeq names its product coiled-coil domain-containing protein 170. The transcript has 12 exons. The coding region runs from base 57 to 2384 and encodes 775 amino acids. The record is from RefSeq and is a predicted model, not a curated record. NCBI's taxonomy places the organism in Eukaryota, Metazoa, Arthropoda, Insecta, Coleoptera, Curculionidae.
GGUUUUUAGAGAGUGGAAAUUUAAGGAAAUUAAUAGUGUAAUAAUAAUGUUUUACAAUGGAAAAUCAACCAGCAGCUGAGUCUGUCACUUCGGGAAAUACCGAAGAAGAUUGGGAGAUUUUUGAUAUUUUGUGUAAGCCGGAGACAGUAGUGAAGAUGGAAGACCCACAAGAAGUUGACCUCACAACCUCCCUACGGAGCGAACUAGCCGCCCUCCAAUACAAACGUGACCGUCUCACGCAAGACCUCGAAGAGAUGAGGUCGCAGCUGCGCGGAAGGGACCAGCGCUGCCUGGAGCUACAGGUCGAAGCUGACCAGCUACGAGAACAAGCGGCCAGACAAAACGCCAUCAUCAGCUCGUUGAAGAAGCGAGUGCACGAGCUGGAGGAGAGGGAGAGAAACUUAUUUGCCGCGCAGGGUCGGAGUGAGAUUUCCUUGCAAACAGCGCAGAGGGAGAUCAGGUAUAAUGAAGAGAAAGCCAAGGAACUUGAGGCUAAAGUGAGACAUCUGGAGAUUGAGCUGAAUGCAGAGGAACAGAAAAAAGAGGCUGCCAGGCAACAGUUUCAGGAUUUUGUUAGAAGGUUAUGUGUGGCCUUGGGGGCGGAUAUUGUAGACGGUUCCAAUGUUUCUCCUGAGACUUUGGUGCAUAAGGCUUCUGAACUGGUCCAGGAAACCUCUAGACUCAGAAGUAAAGCUCAUAACAUCAGUGACACCUUAAGUAGUGUAGAUAUCGAUCUUAGAACGUGUAGAGACAAUCUUGAGAGAUGUAUGGCUGAUAAGGAUAGCUUGCAAAGACAGUCUGCUGCCCAGGCCAUGGAAAUUGACCGGUUGAGGCAAGAAAAGGAGUCUCUGGAAAUGCAACAUAGAGUGACCCAAAGGGAGCUUAACGAGUUAAAAGAAAAACUAUGUCUGUGCAGUAGAACUUUGGAAACUAGCACUGGAAAUGUGGCUCAGCAAGAAGCUAUGAUCUGUCAAUUAAGAGAUGAUGUUAAGCUACGAGAUGAUAAAAUCCAAAGGCUCCAAUCCGAACACAAACACACCCUCGAGUCUUUGGCCAUUUUAUUGAGCACUCCAACCAGGUUUGUUGACUCAAUCGAGGUCGCCAUCAAAGAAAAAAUCCAUGAGCUUAUCACUGAUAAUAAGGAAAAAUCUGCUCAAAUUGAGAGCCUGAGGGAUAAGCUGAACCACGAGUCUCAACAGUUGGCGAGGCAGAUCUCAUUAUGUGAUCAAGCUAACUCAAAAAUCCGUAUGUUGGAGGACGAGAAGGCUUGCUUGGAGGCUAGGCUACAUAAGGCUGAUUCUGAUAUUAAUUGUUGUGAACUGUCGAGGGAUGCCUUGAAGAGGGAUAAGUGCACUUUUAUGAACUUCCUGGAAAGACUGGCAAGAGCACUUAAUAUGGAUGAAAUAUCUCAUGAUAUCGGUGUAGAACUGCACACGGAAUCAUUGCUGUUAAGGGCAGAACAACUUGCUCGACUGGAGAGUGACAAGCUGGUAGAUAAGCUGCUUUGUUGUGGAUACGGGACUCUGCCCAGACUUACUUGUUUAAGAAGAGAAAGAUCAUUUCAUGACUUACCGCUUCGUGAUACUGCUCUGGUCUACCAACUGCAACGCAGAGUGCGCACUCUACGCGAACAAGUGCAACGGAAAGAUCUCCACCUGGAUUUGCUUAGAAGGAAACUAUCAUUACAAGAAGACAACGCCAAGGCCAAAUGUCUGCUUCAGAAUGAGAGGGAUGAGGCUAAUGCUAGAGUGAAAAAACUGGUGAAACAAGUAGACAGGUUGCAACUGCAACUGAACGAAGCCAAGAGUCAGAUUAGGGAGCUGAAUAGUCAGCUUGCUGAAGCUGCUGACUAUAAAAUAACUGCCUUGGAACGUGGAAGAAAAGUGGAAGAGCUUCAGAAAAGACUUAUUGACUCAGAAGCAGUCAGGACUAAGUACAACAGAAAAGUAACCAUGCUUAAAGAGCAAAUCAGACAAACCAGUGAAACGAUCGAACAAGAGAGGAACAUCAAUGAACAUUCUUUACAACUGCUAAGGGAUGAAUUGGCCAGAGUAAAAGACCAACUCUCAGAAGUGCAACGUCGUGAGUCUCAACUUCAAAGUUUUAAACACUCUGUGGCGAAAAUCCUCGGAGUGGUACUGCCCAUGCCCGAUUACGAGCUGGUAUCCAGACUGCAAAAGCUCGUGGAUGCUCAUCACGAUUUCACUUUGGUAUCCAGGCGGUACGACGAUCCGGUUUUGAGAUUGACUUCCAGAUCGCCCACUGGAGGGUCCCGGAUAUCCAGGACCCCGGACCGGUCCAGAUAUGAUGACUCCGGAUACGUUGACGGGGUUGAUUUGGAUAAUUCGGAUGAGGAUUUGUACAAGAGGCAGGGCAGGAUGUGACGAACGACGUUUAAGGAUUUGUAAAUCCUGAGUUAAGAUGGUGGAAGUGGUACUUUCCAACCGUGUGUGACAAAUAUAUAACUUUCUGGUCAUGGAUAAAAGACAUGUUUUUGACGAUGUUAAAUGUGUGGAAAAUAGUAUUAGUCGUUAGGGAAUUAGCACUGCCUUAAGCGUCUUUUAGCAAUCAGUAUGAGUCAAAACCUUUAAAAUUGUG